UAAACUAAGCAUAGUGCUCUUCAGUAGUGAGGCAGAUAGAAGAUGACAACACUGUUUCCUGUCCCGUGUGUGUGCUGGUGUGUUAGAGAAUGUUAAUGUCAGUGUAGCUCUGUCAGGCUCAGCAGAAGGAAUUGCUGUGUCGCAUUAAUAUUGCCAAUCAGAUGUAAGGGAGGGGUCAACACACCAUAUAGGACCGUUAUUGCUUUCACAGGAACAGAGCUGGUGAGGACCUGAGAAAGGGAACGACAAACAUCGGAUGUUCAAGUGCUGACACUCAAACCCAGUUUAUCAUUCUUACGUUCUUGAUUUUGGAGACAGAAUGAGCUUCUUAUUGGGGUUAUUGCUUCUUCUGGCUCCAUGUCACUCAGCUGCAGAUGAACCAAAGGGGAUUUUUGCACAGUUCGGAAACUCUGUUACUCUUCCCAGGAGGAUAUGGGGGAUAGAAGGCAAAAUUCAUGUCAACUGGUACUUCCAGGAUAACUUACUAAUUAGUAGGAAUCCUACAUUAUCCGCUUCAAAAACAGUGCACAACCGAUUCUCUCUUUCAUCAGACUCAUCUCUUAUCAUUUCUAAUGUUGAAAAGUCUGACUUUGGAAUUUUCAAAUGUGAACAGCAUCACCUUGUGGAAACUAUUACAGACACAUAUAAACUUUAUGAAGUAAUGAUGUCUACACCGCCACCACUGCUGGUUGGUGCCAGUCUCGAUCUGUCCUGUGAAAUUGAAAGUGAAGGAUUUAAACUUGUUCAUGAAAUAAAAUGGUUCGGGCCUGAUAAUACAUUGUAUGUCGGAUCAUCUUCUUCGAACAAACGCACUCUCAGGGUAACCAAAGUCUCCAGCAUUCACAGUGGAAAGUGGACCUGUGCAGUGCGGUAUGGUGCUAGCAUCACAUUAAAGGCCAGAACAGAUGUCAUCAUUGUAGAUCUCGCCUCCUCUUCACCGGAUCCCAUCUAUACAUCUGACUCCUCCAUUAAUUUCCUUAUCCCUUGUUCCUUAUCCUCAAAAAUUCCCUGGUCCACAGUGAAUGCCACAGGUGUGACGGGAGGUAGCUGGCAUUUCACUCCAUUUAAAUCUUCUGAAUCCUCGCUCCCUCUCCUCAAAUUACAACUCAAUCCCUCCCCUGCCUGGAAGUUCCCCAGUGGCACACACACCUUGCUCAUGGAGACUGAUUUGAAAAAUCAUGAACUCGGUGUGAAGAUUUCCAAGGUGUCUAUAAAUGAAAGGGGGAACUACACCUGCAGUCUCGAGUUCGGGUCAAGAACACUCAGCAGGAGCGUGCAGGUAGAGGUGCUGCAAGUUAUUUCUUCAGAAGGUAAAGUUAUAUAUGAGGGUAACACAGUGAACUUGACCUGCACGCUGGGUCAUCACAUGACCCCUGACCUGGAAGUGAACUGGAUACCUCCCUAUGGUUCAUCUCUGUCAAAACUCAGCCCUCCUUAUACCACAAUGCUGUCUAUCCCUGGAGUAAGUGUGAAGGACAGCGGGCGAUGGACAUGUCAACUCAAAAAGAAUGCAACAUUGCUUACAUCAGCUACAAUCAGUUUGAAAAUAGAGAAAGCUCCAGUGAAUAUUUGGCUUGUUGUAGCUAUUAUUGGUGGUCUUCUGGUCUUCAUCUUGAUUGCUGUAAUAACUGUCUUCAUCAUUCGUAGGCACAGACAGAUGAUGAGGUAUAGAUGCCGUAAGGGGAGAGUCUGCUGCUGUAAGAAUCCCAAGCCCAAAGGUUUCUACAAGACCUGAAUGAAGCCUCUUCUUGAACAAAGGAACCUGCUGGACUGAAAAAGCUGGAGUCCCACAUCAUAAAUGAAGCUUGCUGAGCUGGAGUUUAAAAAAAUCAAGACAGUAGAAACAAUUCCAACAAAAAAACAUGUAAUAAACAUCAGUUACCAGAAAUGACUGUAUCAAAAACAAGAAGACGUCAUGUAAAUGCACUUCCUUUACAGCUGUACAUACAUAAAAGCUUGGUGUAAUAUGUGCUUAGUAUAAAACAGUAUGAAACAGUACACAAAAACAGUAUGAUAAACAUUUCAUUGAAUAUAUAUAUUUUUUAUAUAUAUAAUCAUAUAUUAUCAUUAUAAUAUCACAUAAUUACAUAUUAUUAGAUUAUUUUAUAUUUCAUACCAGAAUUCAUAUACUUAGCUAUACAUGCAGCAUACUCUAUGUGCUUAGCUAAACUGAUAAACUGAUGGAUGUAUAUGUGAGUGUGUUUAAAGUGUGUAUUCUGUGUAAAUAAAUAUUUAAAAAUAUUUUAAAGAA
This is a messenger RNA of Ictalurus punctatus (channel catfish), 2251 nucleotides long. RefSeq names its product CD4-1 molecule (gene cd4-1). Gene Ontology annotation, biological process: positive regulation of ERK1 and ERK2 cascade; T cell activation; interleukin-15-mediated signaling pathway. NCBI's taxonomy places the organism in Eukaryota, Metazoa, Chordata, Actinopteri, Siluriformes, Ictaluridae. The record is from RefSeq and is a predicted model, not a curated record. The transcript has 11 exons. Gene Ontology annotation, cellular component: external side of plasma membrane; membrane raft. Gene Ontology annotation, molecular function: protein tyrosine kinase binding; MHC class II protein binding. Bases 320 to 1735 code for a protein of 471 amino acids.